AUGUCUCUCUUCAACAGCGGCGAGAAGGACAGUGGAAACGCGGGCAUCCACGUGCAGCGGCUGCCGUAUGGCACAUUGAGCUCGAGCGGCACAGGGAGAGGCGUCACUGUGUACGUGGUGGACUCUGGGGUGCGCCUGUCGCACCAGGAAUUUGUCAGUGAGCUCACUGGCCAGCGGCGCGCAACAUUUGGGAUUGACUACGUGGGCAACUUCACUCAGGACUCUCCGACUCACGACUGCGAUGGGCAUGGAACCCAUGUUGCUGCCACUGCUGUGGGAAGAAAUGUUGGCGUUGCAAAAGAAGCCAAUGUUGUGGCCGUGCGAGUGCUCGACUGCGAGGGCACUGGGACUAUCAGCGACCUUGUUGCAGGCCUGGACUGGGUUGGCCGUGUAGCAAAGCCUCCAGCCGUUGCGACGCUCUCACUGGGAGUGCCAGUCGGUGAGUGGUCGCGCUCUCUGGAGGAGGCUGCCAGGAGCCUGAUCCGCCAGUACAACAUCUCAGUCGUGGUGGCUUCUGGCAACAGUGAUGUGGACUCCUGCUAUAUUGCGCCAGCGGAUGUUGGAGAAACAAUCAGCGUCGCCGGUUCAGAUCUGGGAACCAAGUUCAAUACGACCAGCUUUGGCGAUGUUGAAGGGUUCUACAGUUACAGCAACACAGGCAGCUGCGUGGACGUUUUGGCACCAGGGGUGGAUGUGUACUCAGCUUGCGGUGGUUCCUUCCGGUGUGCGCAAGUCAAUGACAGCUCCUACACUUGGGGCAGUGGCACAUCGAUGGCAGCCCCACAUGUGGCUGGCGUGGCGGCCAUCUAUCUGCAGGACCACCCGCAGGCCCAGCCAGCAGAGGUGAAGAGCGUGCUGAUAGCCGCGGCCACAAAAGCCACUCUGAAUCUGUCGGGGUCGCGGCCCGGGACGCCAAACCGGCUGCUAUAUUCCAACCUGCAAGGCAAUGACUUCGUGACUGCCUCCAGCGGGCCCCCCACGCAAAACACCACAUCCAGUUACAAUGGCCUUGGUUCAGUGGCGCCCUAG
This is a messenger RNA of Coccomyxa subellipsoidea C-169, 1029 nucleotides long. RefSeq names its product subtilisin-like protein. Gene Ontology annotation, cellular component: cytosol. The coding region runs from base 1 to 1029 and encodes 342 amino acids. The transcript is spliced from 9 exons. NCBI's taxonomy places the organism in Eukaryota, Viridiplantae, Chlorophyta, Trebouxiophyceae, Coccomyxaceae. Gene Ontology annotation, molecular function: serine-type endopeptidase activity; tripeptidyl-peptidase activity. Gene Ontology annotation, biological process: proteolysis. The record is from RefSeq and is a predicted model, not a curated record.